Molecule: messenger RNA, 1104 nt
Organism: Brassica oleracea var. oleracea
Lineage: Eukaryota; Viridiplantae; Streptophyta; Magnoliopsida; Brassicales; Brassicaceae
Product: haloacid dehalogenase-like hydrolase domain-containing protein Sgpp
Exons: 4
Coding region: 120-869 (249 amino acids)
Source: RefSeq, a predicted model, not a curated record
GUGCACGAAAUGAUUCCCAUUUUGUACCUUUUUUAUAUUCUCUAAAACUUUCUCUCAAAAGCCAUUGGUGCCUUCUCUGCAAUCAAUCACAGAUCCGUUUUGUUUCUUACAUCAUCAAAAUGAAUGGCUUCUCUGAUCUCACUCCUUCCGACAGCAAACCAUCGCUUGCACAUCUUGCUCCUUUAGAAGCCAUUCUGUUUGAUGUUGAUGGAACACUCUGUGACUCUGAUCCCAUCCACCUUAUCGCCUUCCAAGAACUGCUCCAACAGAUUGGUUUUAACAAUGGUGUCCCAAUCGACGAGAAGUUCUUUAUUGCUAACAUUGCUGGAAAACACAACUCUGAGAUUGCUCUCGUUCUCUUCCCUGAUGAUGUUGCUAGAGGGUUAAAGUUCUGCGAGGACAAGGAAGCUCUCUUCCGCAAACUAGUAGCAGAAAAGGUUAAGCCACUUGACGGACUUCUAAAACUAACCAAAUGGAUCAAAGACCGAGGACUGAAACGAGCUGCUGUCACAAACGCUCCAAAAGAAAACGCAGAGCUCAUCAUAUCGAAACUUGGUCUAACUGAUUUCUUCCAGGCAGUGAUUCUCGGCUCUGAGUGUGAGUUUCCCAAACCACACCCGGGGCCUUACUUGAAGGCCCUCGAAGUGCUCAACGUGUCCAAGGAGCAUACGCUAGUGUUCGAGGACUCGGUCUCUGGGAUCAAAGCUGGAGUUGCGGCUGGUAUGCCUGUGGUUGGACUUACUACAGGUAAUCCAGCAAGCGUGCUGGUGCAAGCUAAACCUGCUUUUCUUAUAGAGAACUAUGCGGAUACGAAACUGUGGGGUGUGUUGGAUGAGCUUGAUAACAAGGGGAGUUCUCAAAAGUCUUGAGGAAUGAGUGAGUUAGGGAGCUUGUUGUUGUCUCACUUGUCUAGCUCAUGAAGCCUACGCACGCAUGAGCAGACCUUUUUAUCUUUUGUUGAUUAUUGUUGAAUAUUCUUUUGGGGAUUUAAGACAAUGGGAGGAGCUUCCAAGCUAUCUGAUUAUAGCCAGGGCUGUCUUUUUCUAUUUUCUUUUGACGAAUGUAACUCUUUUCAUGCUCAAUAAUACCAAAUUUGAACACCAA